UUUUACAAACAAUAGCUUUUUUUUUUUUAGGAAAGUGUAAUCUAUUAAAUGUUAAAUACUAAUAAUGAAAUACCUAAUAUUUGUCAUAACUAAAUAGUAAGUGUUAAUCUUUGUUCUUUUAUUUAUCUUUAUUGUUAUUUGUUCUUAAGGUUUUUAGUGUUUUUGGUUAAUUACUCCAUUUAAGUCCAUUAAUUAUUCUCAUCCUAAACAGGUUAAGUGUCCAAACACACAGAAAAAGUGAGAUCCACACGACUCACUAUUAUUAAGAUGGUGUUUUUUAAAGAGGAGAGUGAAGAUGUGAAGAUUGAAGAAUCAUUCAGAGUCAAACAUGAAGAUACAGAGGAACAAACAAAGAUGGAGUUUAUUAAAGAGGAGAGAGAAGACGUGAAGAUUGAAGAAACAUUCAGAGUCAAACAUGAAGAUACAGAGGAACAAACAAAGAUGGAGUUUAUUAAAGAGGAGAGAGAAGACGUGAAGAUUGAAGAAACAUUCAGAGUCAAACAUGAAGAUACUGAGACACACACUGUUAUAAAGAUGGAGUUUAUUAAAGAGGAGAGAGAAGACGUGAAGAUUGAAGAAACAUUCAGAGUCAAACAUGAAGAUACUGAGACACACACUGUUAUAAAGAUGGAGUUUAUUAAAGAGGAGAAUGAAGACAUGAAGAUCGAAGAAACAUUCAGAGUCAAACAUGAAGAUACCGAGGAACAAACAGACCUGAUAGUGCUGAAUGAGGAGAGUCAAGAACCGAUUGAAAUGGAAGAGAGAGAUCAAUAUAAGAAUCAACAUGAUUAUAUAACUGGAGAAACAUCUUUGAGUUGCUCACAGACUGAAAUAAGUUCAAGAAAAAUGGAUCAAAAGACCAGAAGUAGUAGUUAUUUCACUUGCCAACAGUGUGGAAAGUGUUUAAGUAAAAAAGAAGGUAUUAAAAGACACAUGAGAAUUCACACAGGAGAGAAGCCUUAUGCCUGCCAUCAGUGUGGAAAACAUUUCAGUAAAAAAGAAGGUAUUAAAACACACAUGAGAGUUCACACAGGAGAGAAGCCCUAUGCCUGCCAUCAUUGUGGAAAGUGUUUCAGUCAAAAAGUAACUCUUAAAAGCCACAUUAGAAUUCACACUGGAGAGAGGCCAUUCAUAUGCCCUCAGUGUGGAAAGAGUUUCACUCAUUCUGGAAACCUUGGAGACCACAUGAGUGUUCACACUGGAGAGAAGCCUUAUUCCUGCCAACAGUGUGGAAAAAGUUUCAACCGGAAAAGUAGUCUUAAUUGCCAUAUGACAGUUCACAGUAGAGUGAGUCUUUUCACCUGCCAACAGUGUGGUAUAAGUUUCAGUCAAAAAGGAAGCUUUAACCAACACAUGAGUAUUCACAAUAGAGAGCAGCCUUAUACCUGCCAACAGUGUGGAAAUAGUUUUCAACAACAUGAAAAUCUUGAAGUCCAUUUGAGAACUCAUAGAGAGGAACCCUACAUAUGCCCUCUGUGUGGAAAGAGUCUCAGUCAAAAACAACACUUUGAAAACCACAUGAGAAUUCACUCUGGAGAUCAACCCUACACAUGCACUCAGUGCGGAAAGAGUUUCAAUUACAAACGACACUUUGAAGACCACAUAAGAACUCACACUGGAGAGAAGCCUUUCAUCUGCCAACAAUGUGGAAAAUGUUUCAAUAUGAAGGGAAGCCUUAAUAGGCACAUGAGACUUCACACUGGAGAGAAGCCAUUUACAUGUGGUCACUGCGGAAAGAGUUUCAAAAAUAAAGCAGCACUUAAGUACCACAUGAGUUUUCACAAAUAAGAGAACAGUUUUAUGUAAUCUGUCGAAUUGUGGAAAUUUUCACAGACAGGAAACAUUGUUAAGAAUCAUGUUAUAACACCAGAGAGAAGGCUGAAUCGGAUCAGAAAUAAACAGUCUUUGAAUGACCUUCGCUUUUCCCACUUUCAACCACUCUGUCCCCAUUUUUUUCAUGGGGGGUGGGGAUCAAUGGGCAGGUAAAUGCAUUUUUUUUCUGAUCUUUUGGUCAAAUGGAUUAACACAUUCACACAAUUUACAGAUAAAUGUGAAAUGAGACAAUGAAAAACAUAAGGAGAGCAACAGCUUUCUACAAAACAUCACCUAAUGCUGUGGAUGCAUGUUAGAAGUGGGGAUUGGUGGAGAAUAUCAUGCUUUGUACAUUUUUCAUCUUCAAACUGAAAUUAAAACUUCAGCUGGCAAAGUUUACAUCCCAUCUGGUAAGAUGCUUGCCAUUGUGUUUAUGCGUUAGAUCUGUGGGUGAAGAGUAGGCAGUAUUUUGAGGCUGUUUGAAUACAUUGAUCAACUCGCAUGUGUCAGUGUUUUUACGAAUAGAUUAAAUGAAACGGGACCAAUUUAAUCUUGACAAUCUAUGUAUCAUUAUAAAGAUCUAAGCCUCAAGCAUCGACGAAAGUUUGCUGUUUUUCAAUGGAAAGCUUAUAAAGACUGUAUUUGCUACAUUUGUGUAAGCAGUACACAUAAAAACAUGAACAUUAGAAAUGCUGUACA
Carassius carassius (crucian carp) is the source of this 2511-nucleotide messenger RNA. RefSeq names its product zinc finger protein OZF-like. The record is from RefSeq and is a predicted model, not a curated record. Bases 268 to 1788 code for a protein of 506 amino acids. Lineage: Eukaryota; Metazoa; Chordata; Actinopteri; Cypriniformes; Cyprinidae. The transcript is spliced from 2 exons.